UCCUUCCCAGAGUGCAAGGAAAAAAAGGGGAGAAAGUGAGAAAGAUGGGUGAUAAGCCUCAUGUUGUCUGUAUCCCAUUUCCAGCUCAAUGCCACAUAAAGCCAAUGCUGAAACUAGCGAAAUUGCUUCACUACAGAGGCUUUCACAUAACCUUUGUCAACACUGAGUUCAACCAUAAGCGCUUGUUGAGAUCAAGAGGCCCUCAUGCCCUGGAUGGCAUGCCUGGCUUCUGCUUUGAAUCCAUCCCUGAUGGUUUACCCCCUGUUGAUGCUGAUGCCACUCAGCACAUCCCUUCUCUCUGUGAAUCGACCCGAAAAAGCUGUUUGAUCCCAUUUCAGCAACUUAUUGCCAAGCUCAAUGAUGCUCCCUCCUCCAAUGUCCCACCAGUGACUUGUAUCGUUUCUGAUGGGUCCAUGUGCUUCACUCUCAAAGCAUCUGAAGAACUUGGGAUUCCAAAUGUACUUUUCUGGACUACUAGUGCUUGUGGCUUCAUGGCCUACAAGCAGUUUCGCCCUCUUAUUGAUGGAGGUCUUGUCCCACUAAAAGAUUUGAGCUAUCUCACAAAUGGGUAUUUGGAGACCAUCAUAGACUGGGUUCCAGGAAUGAAAAAUAUGCGCCUGAGAGAUUUUCCCAACUUUAUCCGAACCAGAGAUCCAAGUGAUCACUUUAUGUUAGACUUUAUUAUGGGAAAAGAAUCAAGGAUCCCUGCUUCCAAGGCUUCAGGCCUGAUUCUCAAUACUUUCCAUGCCUUGGAGCAUGAUGUUCUCAACCCUUUAUCAUCAAUGUUCCCUACAAUUUGUACCGUUGGUCCUCUUCCAUUGCUUCUCAAUCACAUUCCAGAUGACAAAUCUAUUGGAUCUAAUCUAUGGAGGGAAGAGACUGAGUGCCUCCAAUGGCUUAAUUCAAAGCAACCUAACUCAGUGGUUUAUGUGAAUUUCGGAAGCAUCACAGUCAUGGCACCUGAACAACUGGUUGAAUUCGCUUGGGGGCUGGCUAACAGCCACAAACCCUUUUUGUGGAUCAUAAGGCCUGAUCUAGUCGUGGGUGAUUCUGUCAUUCUGCCACCAGAGUUUGUCACUGAAACCAAACAAAGAGGCCUACUGGCGGACUGGUGCCCGCAAGAGAAAGUGCUCAACCACCCAUCAGUUGGAGGGUUCUUAACGAAUAGCGGAUGGAAUUCAACCAUUGAAAGCAUUUGCGCUGGUGUUCCCAUGAUUUGUUGGCCGUUCUUUGCUGAGCAACAGACUAAUUGUAGGUAUGCUUGCACAGAAUGGGGCGUUGGGAUGGAGAUUGACAACAAUGUUGAGAGAGAUGAAGUGGGGAAGCUUGUGAAAGAGCUAAUGGAAGGAGAGAAAGGCAAGAGUAUGAAGAAAGCAGCAAUGGAAUGGAGGACGAAGGCAGAAGAAGCCACAGCCCCAUGUGGUUCCUCAUACCUGAAUUUGGACAAAUUGGUGGACAUACUGCUUACAAAACCAUAAGUUAGCAAGCUUAAUUUGUUUAUUUCUGUUAUAGGAGUUGGUCAUUUCUUACAAUGAAAUCCCUGUGCCUCUAAAUAAAGCCCGUUAAAUUUGUUAUAAAUCUUGUUGUAGUUUUAAGUAUGUCAAAAUAAACACCCUGGAGCAUGGUCGUUUCUAUC
Molecule: messenger RNA, 1636 nt
Organism: Vitis riparia (riverbank grape)
Lineage: Eukaryota; Viridiplantae; Streptophyta; Magnoliopsida; Vitales; Vitaceae
Product: 7-deoxyloganetin glucosyltransferase-like
Exons: 4
Coding region: 45-1478 (477 amino acids)
Molecular function (GO): UDP-glycosyltransferase activity
Source: RefSeq, a predicted model, not a curated record